This is a messenger RNA of Cynoglossus semilaevis (tongue sole), 6775 nucleotides long. RefSeq names its product AT-rich interactive domain 4A (gene arid4a). The coding region runs from base 1600 to 5850 and encodes 1416 amino acids. Gene Ontology annotation, molecular function: transcription cis-regulatory region binding. The record is from RefSeq and is a predicted model, not a curated record. Gene Ontology annotation, biological process: regulation of transcription by RNA polymerase II. The transcript has 25 exons. Gene Ontology annotation, cellular component: nucleus. Lineage: Eukaryota; Metazoa; Chordata; Actinopteri; Pleuronectiformes; Cynoglossidae.
AUAAAAGUGUCUACUUUAAGCUUUGUAGCAGUCAUAUUCAGGACAUAGAUGCUGUGCAACGCAGUAAAGGAUGUUAAAGUAAAUCACAGUGAGACUCCUCAGUUUCGGCGCUGUUGUCUAUUUUUGUAAACUCCGUACAGCUAUAUACAUUCAACUAGAAAACUGUGUUUAUCUCCUUUUCCGGUUACUUUGGGACAGAAACACUCGCUCUGUAACGCACAUAUAUGUCGGGCGAAUGUGCGUCAUGUUUUGGAUAUUGGGUAAUUAAACGAAUGUAAAUUGGGUGGAAUAAUUUAUAGCGUCACAUUGUGUGAACAAAGCAAAAUAAAAUUUGGCGAAUCGGUAUAUCUUGUCGAAAACUAGGUGUUUUAAACACGCAAGAAUUUUGAAUGGAGAUUGGUGAUGAACGUCUCUUGCACGUAUCGGGGCGGGGCUUCCUACUCUAUCUGUACCAGGACAAGGAAGCUAUUUCGGCCAAUAGUACUGCGCCUUUGCAGGGCACAACAAGAGAGUGACCAAUCACUAGCCAUAGUUACGGACUUGCACACGAGCUUACCUUGAUUGGACAACCUAUGAACUGAUGCCGUCAUUUCCCUCGUGGCGCCGUGUUUGUGUGAACCAACAGCGACGCCGCACGAAAACUGACCAAUUACAAUUCUUAAAUCGAUCAGCGAAUGAGAUUUCUCCGCCGCAGUCACCGCUGUCAGCUCAGCCAAUCGCCUGUCGGGAAACAGAUCUCGGGCUCAACAGCUUGUUGUUCGAGAAUCGCUUCGCAGGCUGGGAGAGAGGAAGCAGCAGCAGUCGUAAAUGUGAGUAAAACAUCCAUGUUUAUGAAAAACGGAGCCAAAAAUAGUACCAGAGGAAGUUUAGGUGUGUUGGGCGGACAGAGAGUUAAGGGUAUCGAUGGCUGCUCCGUCGUGAGCCGCCCGAGUGCGCGGAGCAGACCGCGGGCUGAAUGGCAGCAGUAAAGGCGAACAAACGUGAAGCUGCUACGUCUUUGUGGAACAAAAAUAAAUCCGACACACUCCGGUUCUAUCUACUGUCACUGCUUCUGUUUGUGUUCCUGAAUGUUUGCAGCGUGAACGUCGUUCCUGUGGCCGCUGGAGGAGCUCGCUCUUCGGUGAGCUCACGGUUUAAAUCGCCGUUAGGUUUCCCAAACUGAUUCGUUAUUAGCCGAGUUAAGUAGCUAAAUUUAGCUCCUGAGCUGAGAGUCGAACCUCUUUAGAGGAGAAAAGGGAAAACAUAGUUGUUCGGACUCGGUUCGUGUUUCGACGACUCCUCCAGUCCUCCUUCUCUCCUGUUAGCAGGCUGUUUCGGGGGGAGGUGAAGGGAGAACAGCUAGCAGAGUUAGCUGACAUGGCGACGUGACUCAGAGGAGCACAGAGAGUGGAGCGGGAACAGGAUCAUCACCGUGUUCCUUGCACUGAACAGCCGCACACUUUUUAACCCGCUGUACCAUGGUGACAGCGAAGGCUCCUCGAUGACCGUGAGCUUGGUUCCCGGAGUUAACGAAGAAGCUGCAUUUGUACUGAUCUGGGGGAGGAGGGGAGAGGUUGAUCCCCAGUCUCUCGAGCUGGACUCCGUCACACAUCGCUGAAGAUGAAGGCAGCAGACGAACCUGCCUACCUGACGGUGGGGACAGACGUCAGCGCCAAGUAUAGAGGAGCCUUCUGUGAGGCCAAGAUCAAGACGGUGAAGCGCAUGGUGAAGGUCAAGGUGACGCUCAAAGGUGAAAGCACAUCUCAGGUGGUGCAGGAUGACCAAGUGAAAGGACCUCUGAGGGUUGGUUCUACGGUGGAGGUGAAGACCAAUGAAGGUCUGUCCAGUGAAGGCACCAUCAGUAAACUAACAGAUGCCAGUCUCUACACUGUGGUGUUCGAUGAUGGAGACGAGAAGACUCUGCGUCGCACGUCCCUGUGUCUGAAGGGAGAGAGGCACUUUGCAGAGAGUGAGACAUUGGACCAGUUGCCUCUGACCAACCCAGAGCAUUUUGGUACACCAGUCAUCAAUAAAAAAUCAAACCGUGGUCGCCGAUCAUCCCAGGCUGUAGCCGAUGAGGAAAAUGAGUCUUCGUCUAGCGAGGAUGAAGAAGAUGACAGGAGGAGACUGAACGAUGAGCUGCUGGGAAAAGUCUGCAGCAUCCAGAACGAGUCAGAGGAGACGAGCAGCUGGUUCUUGGCUCUGGUGGUGUCUCCAAGCUGUAACGAUGAGCUGGUGGUGAAGAAGGACCAGUGUCUGGUCAGAUCAUUCAACGAUGCAAAGUUCCUCACAGUGGCAAGGAGACAUGUGCACACUCUGAGCCCCUACACUAUAAACAAGCCAGAGUUUUCAAACAGGAGAGGUCUGGACUCGGCACAGCUCUUUCUCAGGAGCAAAAAGAUUCCUGACAUGUGGAAAAUGGACAUGAGUCAGAUCCUGGACUCUUCAUCCAGUGACGAUGAAGAUGAUGAGGAUGAGAAGGAGAGUGAAGAAGAAGACGAGGAGGAGGAAGAUGAGGAAGAUGAGAAGAAAAAGAAGAAACACAUAAAGGAGGAGCCGGAGGAGGAACCUGACCCAGAGGAGCGAGACAACUUCCUGCAGCAGCUCUACAAGUUCAUGGAGGACAGAGGAACUCCCAUCAACAAACCUCCAGUUUUAGGUUACAAAGACCUGAAUCUCUUCAAACUCUUCAGAUUGGUUUAUCACCUGGGAGGCUGUGACAAGAUUGAGUCUGGGACUGUGUGGAAGCAGGUCUACAUGGAUCUGGGAAUCCCCAUCCUGAACUCUGCUGCAUCCUAUAACGUGAAGACUGCCUACAAGAAGUACUUGUACGGAUUUGAGGAGUACUGCCGCUCAGCCUCCAUCACCUUCAGGACCAUCCAUCACAACAACCCCCGCCCUCCUCCCAACACACCUCCGAACCAAAAGGUGAUGGGAGUAGAACCCAAAGAGAGCAGUGCCAGCACCCCUCAGCUGAAGUUGGAGCCUGUUGACAACUACAGGGAACCAGAGGGAGAAUUGGACAGUGGCAGUGAGAAAGAGGAGGUGAAGGAGCAUCAUUUGUCACCAAGGGGGAGGAGGAGGUGUGUGGUCGGUCAGGGGAAGAUGGAGCGAGAUUCAUUCCCUAGAUCAGAGAAAAGAGGAACAGCAACAAUAGGAGAGAACAGUGAAGAACAGAAGGACGGAAGAAGACGCAGCCACAGAAAAAUGGAGGACUCUGAGAAAGGCUCAGAGGACGAGGAGGAUGAUGAUGAUGAUGAGGAAGAGGAUGAUGAAGGUGAUAGGAGAAGAGGGGACAGAAGUGAGGAAGAGGGAGACGGAGACUCUGUGACUGGAACAAAGGUCAGGGUGAAGUACGGUAGAGGAAAAACUCAGAAGAUCUACGAGGCCCACAUCAAGAAGACGGACAUGGACAAUGGAGAACAGUUUUAUUUGGUCCAUUACUAUGGCUGGAAUGUCAGGUAUGAUGAGUGGGUGAAGGCUGACAGGAUCAUCUGGCCUGUGGAGAAAGGGACAAAGAAAAGACAAAGGAAGAAAGUGAAGAACAAAGAGGAAUCAGAGAAGGAGGAGGAGAAGCUUGUGGUGAAACCAACAGGGGCAAAACGAGGUCGUCCUCCGCUCAAAACCACACCCACCGGCCCUGCGGGUCGCAGCGUGUCCAAGACGCCAAGCAGCGAGGGUCGGUCCAAUGGCAAAAGUGGGAGGACAGAGACGACGCCCAGCAUGUCCAAUGGAGAUAACACUCCACGCAGGAGAACCAGGAGAACAUCAGGAAUGUACGACUCGGACAGAGCAUCCAACGAGGAGUCUGGGAACUCUGGCGAUGACAGCGAAUCUGAAGACCCGCCCGAUAGAAAUCUGUCACCAUGGCGGGUGAGGACUGAUGCCUUGCCUUGUCAGGAGGAGAUGCAAAUGCAGCAGCCACUGCAGCAGCAUGAUGAAAUAAAGGAAGAAGUGAAGAAAGAGCAGGAGGUGGAAGAAGAAGAGGAUGAGGAGGAGGAGGAGACGACGACAAGUGGUGUCAUCCAACCUGCUGCUGCAGAAGACGCAACAUUAGCACAGACGUCGGUAGCACCUGAAGUUCCCAUCAUCCCACAGGUGAAUGAAGAGCAGGUGCUGGGCCAGUCUCAGAAUCUGGAGGCAGAGCAAAAGGAGGAGCCUCCAGCAGAAGUUCCUAUGGUGGCACCACCUCCACCUGUGGAGAAAGAGAUCAUCACUGCUUCUCCUGUACAAGAAGUGGUAGUAAAGUUGUCUCCUCCAGCUGAGAAAGUGGUUCCUGUGACACCUCCUCUACCCAUCACGGAGGAGGACAAGGGCACUCCUCUGUCCUCCUCAAGGACCGCCAGAGGACGUAGAGUCGGGUCGGGACUCAGAGAGAUGGGGUCGGAAACUCCUCCCAGACUCCAACUCUGUACAUCUAGCCCCUCCCACCCUGGUGGCAGCCCCUCCCAUCCCACCACGCUGUCAUCGCCUCCUCGCAGUGUACUGAAAAGACAAGAUGAGCCGAUGGUCGUCCUCCGCUGCCUCCCCACAGAACACCUGCCUCUGGAGACUCCCACUGCCUACUCAGACACUGACUCUGCCUCUGAAGAGGGAGAAGUAUCUGAGGAGAGGAGCAACAUGGCACUGAAACGGAAAUCAGUGGAGCAGCAGCGAUCAGGGGAUAAGAGGUUCCGUCCUGAAAGAAGGCAAGAGGAGGCAGCUUCCCUCAAAACUCCCUCCCCACAGUCCAAGAUGGCAUCAAGCACUUCACCUAAAAGCCUCCCCUCACCGCUCCGCCCUGAGAGGAAGAGUGAAGCCAACACCAAAACAGAGUGGCCUUGUCUUCGAGAGGAGAAACCGAGUGAGGAGACAGAGGAGCAUCUGACCGGAGCGGUUGUGAAGGAGCACCAGGUGCAUGCUGAGAUGCCUUCACUGGCCGCAGAGGCUCCAGACUCUGCUUCUGCUGAGGAGCUGGAGCCACAGAUCGGGCCUGAGUCACUCGUCUGCCACGAAGUCGACCUGGACGACCCCGACGAGAAGGAGAAACCUGCCCCAUCCGCAGAGCAUCUCCUCCUCAUGAUGAGGGAACAGGCCCACGGUCCUCUCCCACUGCCUCACCUUCUCCAAACAUCUGCCCCUGCUCCUCAAACCCCUCAUCUCCCACAACCUCAUGUCCGACUGUUAGUCCCAGCCGCCGCUCCAUGCUCCACCCCCUGCAACGACGAACUGCACAUAGUUCGAAGCACCACCACUGCUGCUGUUGAGGAGGAGGAGGAGGAGCAGCAGCACAGAGCAGGAGCAGAGCAGGAGGGUGAUUCCAGCCCAGGCUUUGAUGGCAGUGGCUCCUCCUCCUCCAUGUCAUCGUCGAACAAAGACAGAGCUCAGAAAAGAGUGAUGGAUUGCAGCUUGAGUCCGACCACGAAGAAACACAAACGCAGUCAGAAGAGGCCGACCACGCCAGGGAAGGUGGAGAAGAAUGGAGCAGGUCACAGCAGCGACAGCGAGGACCAAUCACGUCUGUCGUCUUUGACAAAGUCCCAGAAGCCUCGCUGUCCCACCCUGGUGUCUCCGUCUCACACUAAAGACAAACACAGCUUCCCUUCACCACAGCGCACGUACAAGUGGACCUUCCAGCUCGACGAGCUGGAGAACAUGUCGAGCACGGAGCGGAUCUCUUUUCUUCAAGACAAACUUCAGGAGAUAAGGAAAUAUUACCUGACGCUGAAAUCAGAGGUGGCGUCCAUCGACCGCCGCAGGAAAAGACUAAAGAAGAAGGAGAGGGAAGUGUCAAACACGACGGCGUCCACAUCCUCAGCCUCUUCCGACACUGGCAUGAGCCCAUCCUCUGCCUCGCCCACUCAGAACACAGUUGCUGUGGAGUGUAGGUGAUGACACGCCCACCACAGCCCCACCCACUCGCUCCACCUGCCUAAUCCCUUAAUGUACAGACUGCUCCCACAGCUGAGGGCAUUAUGGGAAAGGAAAAAAGAAAAAACAUACAGGUGAGAGUGGGACUGACAUGAACACGUUGCUGUGGGACAUGCCCACUCGGUCGGUUUGGACCCCGCCCUCCACAUUGUGAGAAGCAGCCUUCACCAUGGAGCACUCCUGUCCUCCUUAACUUCUUCACUUCCUCCUCAGUCCCUCUUUCUUUGUGGUGGACUGGUCAAAUUGCAGGAGCUGAUGGUUAUGCAAUGUUUUGUUCUUCAUUGACACAGAUGAAAUUAUUUAUUACAAAAACAACCUUCAAAUUUCCUGCUGCAAGCAUUUUGUACAAAUGAGAGCUUUUAUUUUAGUAAAAACAGCCAGAGAAAAAAAAAAACUAAAAAAAAAAGUUUGGGACGUUGCAGAAGGAAAACAUUUUUCAUAACCAAACUCAGCACCUGAUUGGUUCUGUGGUGUACAGAAGAUCAACAUUAACAACUCAACACAUUUUUUAUGCCCCCACCCCCUAGUGAAUUGAAAUUAUGAAAUCUCAUCGUUGUGACAUAAAUUGAAACUCAGGAAAUCUGAUUUUUUUUUGUUUUCUUUUGUAAAAAAAAAAAAUUAUAUAUUUUUUAAAUAUGGUUGAACAUGUUUUAAAUGCAUUUAUUUUGGUUGAGAAGUUUGACCUUAAAUCUGGGCAAAGUAGAAAUUAGUCUGAUUGAGAAAAUCUGAUUUAACGUACUGAUGGUACAUUUGGUUAAGUCUGACUCCAGUAUUUUCCCCCAUCACCAUUGAAGUCUUAGAUAGGAAAAAUUGGUUUAACUUUGUUCUAAAUGAUAUCUUUUAUAAAGACUUUAACAGAACUGGGCAGAUCUUUUAUUUUCAAUUU